AACUCACAUAAUGGAGGCUGCAGCUUCAGUUCAAACAAGCGCACCUUCCCAAUCUCACUCCUCUGCAGCAGAGCAUGAGAGAAAACUCAAGCAGUCAUGGGAUGACAUGGUCGAAAAAAGCUUAGGAAACUUCGGGUGGAUGGAGUUUCUUCAAGCCGUGCUCGUCGCUGUUGCUAUGUUCUUCGACGCACAGCAAUCUUUUAUCAGCAUCUACACAGAUAACUACCCAACAUGGCACUGCACUAACACAAACACAAACAACACCACCACAACAUGCUCCUCUGCUUCUGACAUUUGCAAAAUUCCAAGAUCUUCUUGGUCAUGGGACUCACACCCUUCCAUGACCAUUAUUUCCCACUGGGGGCUUGAAUGUGCAAGCACCUUCAUCACUGGUUUACCCCAAUCUGCUUUUUUCAUUGGUUGCCUUCUCGGUUCAUCUGUUCUUGCAGCUUUAGCUGAUUCCUCUUUAGGAAGAAAAAACAUGCUUGUUUUCUCUUGUGUGUCCAUGUCAAUCACCUCACUCCUCAUCAUUUUCUCCCCCAACAUCUGGGUCUACUCUGCCUUGAAAUUCCUAAUCGGUUUCUGGCGUUCCUCCAUUGGAACCUGUGUCCUGGUUCUCCUCACAGAAAAUGUGAGCGCAGAGUGGAGGUUCAGGGUGGGGAUUGUGGAGUAUUUCACCUUCGCAAUGGGGUACAUGUCCUUACCAGGCAUAGCCUAUGUCAACAGAAGCCGCUCAUGGAGAUCUCUGUACCUCUGCACUUCAGCCCCUGCUCUGUUUUACCCUGUUCUAGCUUACCUCUUCGUUACAGAAUCACCCAGAUGGCUUCUCAUGCAGGGUAGAGUCAAAGAAGCCAUGAAAAUCCUCAAAGGGGUCACCUUAUCAGAACACAACGCUAAUUUCAUAGAAACCUUGAAACCCAAAAAAAAGGUUUCAAUUUUUCAACUCUACUCUUCAAUAGGUGAACUUUUCAAGAAACGCUGGGCUCUGACAAGAAUGGUGGCGGUGAUGGUGCUAGGGAUCGGUGUCGGCAUGGUGUAUUUCGGGAUGCCAUUAGCGGUGGGGAACUUGGGUUUCAACAUUUACUUGGCUGUGGUGUUCAAUGGAUUGAUGGAGUUCCCUUCUUUCAUAGUCGUCUAUUUCUUGGAAAACUGCAGGAGAAAGCCAUCAAUUCUUGUUUUCUAUUUUUUGGGUGGGAUUUGCUGUUUGAUGUGCGUUUUUGUUGGUGAUGAAUCACAGGUUGCAAAAGUAGGGCUAGCAAUGGCGUCAUUUUUUUUUGCUUGCACCGCUUACAGUGUUUUCCUCAUAUACAUUAUUGAGCUGUUCCCCACAUGUGUGAGGAACACCACAACCUCUUUGGUGAGGCAAGCAGUUACAUUUGGGUGCAUUUUCAUCCCUUUUCUGAUAUCUGUUGGGAGGAAAAACAAUCUUUUUUCUUAUGGGGUGUUUGGGAUUGUUAUAAUUCUAUCCAAUUUAACUUUGUUUGGGUUGCCUGAGACCAUGGGGAUUGUGCUCUGUGAUACCAUGGAUGAGCAGGAGAAAAAGGAAACACUCAGAGACGAAACAGGCAAUUUGUGAUGCCUUUUAGUAGUGCUCGAUCAUUUGAUGUACCUUGUCUCAUAAGUUUGCCUAAUGUUAAUUUUAUUUUUAUUUUUGAAAUUCCUAAUGUUAAUUGUACCAAUCAUCUCAC
This is a messenger RNA of Lotus japonicus, 1688 nucleotides long. RefSeq names its product organic cation/carnitine transporter 3-like. The transcript has a single exon. Gene Ontology annotation, cellular component: membrane. Gene Ontology annotation, molecular function: transmembrane transporter activity. Lineage: Eukaryota; Viridiplantae; Streptophyta; Magnoliopsida; Fabales; Fabaceae. Gene Ontology annotation, biological process: transmembrane transport. Bases 11 to 1576 code for a protein of 521 amino acids. The record is from RefSeq and is a predicted model, not a curated record.